Messenger RNA from Procambarus clarkii (red swamp crayfish), 5582 nucleotides. Lineage: Eukaryota; Metazoa; Arthropoda; Malacostraca; Decapoda; Cambaridae. The record is from RefSeq and is a predicted model, not a curated record.
AUGUAGUAAAUUCACUCUGUGACUGGGUUGACAUUGGACUGGACUUCGAGAGAGCUCUUGGUCAAGAACAACCAGUGUACAAGAUUCGUCACGUGAAGGCUGGGGUUCGUCUGACACAGCUUAUGUUGCAGUGUUCCUCUGAUGUAACAGACAUUCUCCUGAAUCGUAACAUUAUGAACAAGCUUUAUACUUUGUAUCAUAAACCUCACAUGGCACUAUCUAUCAAGCUCCUGAUUCUCAAGACUAUUGAUACUAUCACUAGGACAUCAUUAGGACUAAGAUUCUUUCUGGGAAAAUCAGAAGAUUUGUCUGAGGGACAAAGUGAGAAGAAUGGGUAUGAAGUUGUCCUAGAGAUGCUUUCAGAUGUUCCACAGACCCGAGCCAAGGUGGCCUUGUCAGCUAUAAUAAGAAAGGUUCACUUGUUGGAUGUGUGCCAUCAAUUGAGUGAGAACACCAAUCGUCUUGUGAAACACCUGCCACCCAUAGAAGAAGAUACAAAAUGCAAAGAGGAGCUAAAUCCUGAUGAUGAUUCUAUGGAAGCUGAUGAAGCAGAAGGCAGGAUUGAUUUACCAUCAAACUGGAGUACAAAUAUUCCAGAUUCCUUAGUUCAAGCAAUAAAUUCUUGUGUGAGGGAAAUACUGAGAGUGUAUAAAUAUGCUGACCAGCUGCUGGCUCAACCACACAGGUGGUUACCCGGCUCAAAACAGUUCCAGUUGCCCAAGAAUCCUCAUGAUCCAUACCCGCAGCUAUAUUUGCUUUUAGAUCAUGGUGAUCUUCUACAGUCAUUGGCAAUUUUGCUUGGAGCUUUAGGUGCAGUUCAGAAUGGCGUUUUGGUUGCUGAUAUCAAGAGCCUUUUGGAGUGUCUGCUGUCAUUUGGUCAUGGUAUUAAGUAUAUGGCUGCUCAUCCUGAAUCAUCCACUACCAUUGCUAGGAGUUUGACGCAGCUAGGAGAGGAUGGUCGUGAAGAAGGGAAUGAGGACACCUCUUUACAUCAGUUGGGAAUGCAAAUGGUGCACACCUUCCAUGCUCUCCAGCAGUUAGAUUCCCUGGCACAGUUGGCCACUACCCACAAUACCGACUACUCCCAAGCAGUAGUUCAUUUCAAUGCUUUAACUUCACUUCUUCUUUCGCUGGCUGGCCGGCAUGCUGUUACAUCGCUGCUGAGUGUUGGAAAUAAUAUAGAAAUAUUGUUUGCAUACCUGAAACUUGGAGCAGGCGAUGAUCAGGAUAAUGCACCUACUAGACUUGCUUGCUAUGGCUAUGCUGUCGACCUCAUAGUACUAACUGUGAAAUUUUCAGAAAAUGUGGAGAUGUUAGAACAGUAUGGUGGAAAGUUGCUGGAGUUAAUAGAUUAUGAAGAAAUACGAGAGGGACCAAAAUUGGACGAACAUGCUAAACUUUGUGAGAUAAUUCCUUGGAUAUCAAUAGCAAGAUCAUCAGAAAAUUUCACUUAUGAUAAUUUAGCCAAUCUGUCAAACAGUUUAAAAGACCAAUUAGAGAAAAUAGACAAAUUUUCUGGCGAGCUAGUAACCCACUUGCGUAUUAUUCAAUAUCUGACUGUACCUAAAUAUCCUGUAUCUAACCUUGCACCUGAGGACCAUAAUGGUGAACUAAUAGAAGAAUUAAAGUAUAAAUAUGCAACAGUCCAGCUGUUCGCUGCAGACUGUCACACACAUUUAACAAAUCUUCUUACUAAGCUCUGUUCUAUGUAUUCUCAACCAUCUGUCUAUAGUUCAAAUUUUACUUGCUCAGAAGGUGCUAUACUUCUGGCAGUAAUUCAACCAACAUUAAUUUUACUUAAGAACAUACUUACAUAUGUUAUUCAGGCAAGAAACACAAAUUUCAAAGACUUGUCUGCUAUUGUUCCUCUUGUGCAAAUGUACCUUUUGCUCCAGUCAUUUCCCUUGGGAUCUCAACACUACAACCAAUCCCAAGAGCUACAGCAAGAAAUAAUUAGCAUUUUGUUGGUGUAUACACAGCCAGUGUACUCGAAGGCAGAAGGAGAAGAAGUAUUGGCCAAAAGUCUCUGGACAAAGAUGAUGGCUGAAGUCUUCAAGUACCUCUUAAGCAGCCCCCACACUUUUAUGGGGGUAAUCAGCUUGAUCAUAGAGUUGCUACCACUACCUCUACCUCUUCAAACACGUACUGCACUCUCCGAGGAAGAGUCGUCUCAAAUCAUUAAUCUUCGUAAGCUGUGGAGUGCUCAUCUCUAUUGUCUCUCACCAAACAUCCAUGAGAUCAUUAUGCGCUUAGGCCUGACAAGUUUUCCACCUCUGAUGCACCUCCUACGUCGAAUGUGUAUUGCUCUCUCUGACCUUGCUGCCCCAAUGGCUCUUCUGGUAGGUCGUGCAACUCUUGAUCUUGUUCUUCAGGCACAUCGAUUGGAUCAGCGUGCCUCUGGGGAAGAUUUUGGACCUUGUUCUCUACAAACUGGCCGUGUUCUGAAUAUGCUGGCUCUUUUAGUCUCGCAUGCACCUACUAAAGCUGCUGUACUUCACUUACUGCGUGGAGGCUCUCCUACUUUAGCUAUAAAUGCAGCUAAAGGAGAAGACAAGUAUACAGGCUUGGUUGCUCUAUGGUGCCGUAUCCUUAAUGUUGCCGCUAGUGGGUCCCAUGCUCAUAUGCAAGCUCAGGAUUGCAUAAUUACAAUUAUUCAGUAUCUUUGUGAUCAUGAAAAUGCAAUGCAUGUUCCUCAAGAUUCAAGCGUGCAAGAAGGUGAAGCACAAAGUACUGCACCAACAAUGCUAACACUAAGUGGUGUCCCAAAUAAAGAUACCUUAAUUCCUAUUGUGGAUGCAUUGAUAGACCACUUACGAAACCUUCACAGCUCGCAUCAAUCGAUCCAGCAAGUUCUCCGAGCUCUUAUGCAUCUCAUGGAACACGACUACGGUUUCUACCAUAUAAAAAGUGUAAUGGAGAAAAAAAAGGCUUGUCUCAUUAGUCUUUUCAAGAGGCUGACUUCAACAUUUAGAAAAGAAUCACAUGAGCACCUAAUGUCACUUCAGGGAGCAUUGGAAUUUUGUGAGCUUCUCAUCAUGAAUGAUGAUUCCUCAAUGUCCCGGACAAUGAUUGUUUCUGCUUCAGAGUUGGCUAAUUAUCUUGGAUGGAAGCCUGGAGGAUAUGAGAUGCAGUUCUCAAAGUACUCCCAGGACAAGAAGGAUACUCUUAAAAAAGAGGAAAGGGAAAAGGAAAAAGAAAAGGAAAGGGAAAAGGAAAAAGUCGUGAAGGAAGAGCCAGUGGAGGAACACAGACAGGAGAAGGAAGAGCUUCCAGACAAAGAGAAUGAUGUAGAAGGUAAGCAAGAGGACGUUCACACUACUGAAGAGAAGGAUGAAGUGAAGAUGGAUGAAGUGAAGAUAGAUGAAGUAAGGGAAGAUGAAGAAAAGAUGGAUGAAGUUAGGAUAGAUGAAGUGAAGAUGGAUGAAGUAAAGAUGGAUGAAGUAAAGAUGGAUGAAAUAAAGGUGGAUGAAGUAAAGGUGGAUGAAGUGAAGAAGGAUGAAGUGAAAGAUGAAGUGAAGAAGGAAGAAGUGAAGAUGGAUGAUGCGAAAAUGGACGAAGUGAAGAUGGACGAAGCCAAGAUGGAUGAAGCCAAGAAGGAUAAAGCCAAGAGGGACAAAGCCAAGAAGGGCGAAGCUAAGAAGGACGAAGUUAAGAAGGACGAAGCUAAGAAGGACGAAGCCAAUAAGGAUGAAGCCAAGAAGGACAAAGCCAAGAAAGACGAAGCCGAGAAGGACGAAGCCAAGAAGGACGAAGCCAAGAAGGACGAAGCCAAGAAGGACGAAGCUAAGAACGACGAAGCCAAUAAGGAUGAAGCCAAGAAGGACAAAGCCAAGAAAGACGAAGUCAAGAAGGAUGAAGUCAAGAAGGAUGAAGUCAAGAAGGAUGAAAUAAAGAAGGAUGAAAUAAAGAAGGAAGACAUAAAGAGAGAAGAACCGAGGAAGGAAGAGGAGACACAGGAACGCAUUCAUCCAUUAAAACUGCUGGAGAAACAAGUAAUUGCAGAAUGUUGCGAAGAAGAAGUAAUGGAAACACUUUAUGAUGAUAUCUCCCAGUUGAUCAGUAUGCUAGAUCAAGCCUGUCCAUUUGAGGUGAAGGAACUGAGUGAACCCGUGGGCCCCGAGAUGGAAACACUACAGUCACUGUUUGCCUCGAGGGUUGUGUGGACAAUAGCUGCUGCAGAUGAUGACAUUCCUUCCUUCUGGCUUGUACCACCUCUAUAUGAAGAUGCAGAUCCCUUAGAAAUGGUUCCAACAAAUCUACUUGAAACUUGUCAUCAGUAUGCAGGAGAGUACGACCUAUUAGGGACACUGCACAAACUGGUUAAGGGUCAGGGUUCACAAGCACUCACUCCCCAGAAGCUGUGUAAAGGCCCACCCAGGUACAAGCACAGUGCAGGUGCUAUAAGGCCAGACAAGAGAGGCAGACCUUUUGUUGCUCCAAUGAGAGGCCGCUCAUUCAACCGAGGAAUGAAUAUGAGAAGUGAUCCAUUCCGGUCCCGCCCACCUAACACUUCACGGCCCCCAUCACUCCACGUAGAUGAUUUUGUUGCUUUAGAGAGCACUGGCCACCAGCCCACCGGACCAACAGGAUACAAUAAGAUAUCAUUUGGACGGGGCAAGUUUUUGCUGGACUCCAUGCGGGGUCGUGGCAACCGAGGGAGAGGUGACAGCAGGGGAAGCAGGUUCUUCCACAGGCCACCAUUUCGGCCAGAUUGUGGAGUUGUCCGUGGGAUGAACCCUAGAGGUAGAGGCAUGCCGUGGAUCUUCCGUGGCGAUGGUUCUCCUAGAGGUUACCGAGGAGUACCUCUAAAUCCUGGGACAAUGCGCUUCAUGCGAGGUCGGGGAAUGUAUAUGAGAGGCAAUGGAGUUGGAAAUGGUCCCAAAGACAGAUUUCCUUCAAAGUUUGUGGAACGUGGUGGUAGACGAGAAAUGAAUGGUGGGAGACACAUGAGAGGGGGGUUUAGGUAAUUUGUAGAGAUCUUGUCACAGGAUGGGAGGAAACAGAGGAUACAUGAUGGAAGGGCUACGGUAAGCUGAAGUGAGUUUGCUGAAAUUAGUAUUUUUCAAGUACAGUAUGAUACUGUCCUUUCUGGUGUAAUUUUUUUUCUUUAACUUAUUUUGUACUGGUGUAUUAUUCAGCUAGCCAUUUUCUUUGUAAAAUUCUUUCCAUUAGUGAAUGUAAGAUGAAUUUAUCUGAAGUGAAAGAAAAUGUGUACAAUAUAACUGAAAAAGGAUAAUGGAGUGAGAUAACCAUAAAUACAGUGAAUAAUAAUUAGAGUAAUUGAUUAGAGGUAAGUUUAGUUUGAUGCAUCUCAUUCCCAAAGAUAUUGUACUUGUUUAAGAUACAAAAAAAAAUUAUGCAAAAAUUUUUAUUUUAGUAAAAAAUUACUCUCCUUGAUAACCAGGAAUGAGUCCUCAUGUCAAUAUUAAGACUCCAUCAUCUGAUAAAUUAAUCAAUCUUAUUUUAUCACAGUACAACUUUAAAUUAUCAAGAUAUUGACUUUGUCUUACAAGUGUUGCUCUUGCCCUUUUUUGCUAAACUUAUUCUGAAUGUUGGCUGCUCAAAAAUAAACUAAAUGAAUA